Molecule: messenger RNA, 1304 nt
Organism: Cucumis melo (muskmelon)
Lineage: Eukaryota; Viridiplantae; Streptophyta; Magnoliopsida; Cucurbitales; Cucurbitaceae
Gene: PIP2-9
Product: aquaporin PIP2-9
Biological process (GO): transmembrane transport
Cellular component (GO): plasma membrane
Molecular function (GO): water channel activity
Source: RefSeq, marked validated
AACUAAUCGAAGCCAUUGGAAGUUUUUACCGAUCAUGGAUUCCACUUUACAUCCCAAGCAUAUUUUCUUCAUCUCUUAAUCUCCUAUUUAUUAUCAUUCCUUAAUUCAAACAUUACUAACUCACUCACUCACUCUCUAAUUGCCCACCCCCUCCCCUGUUUCUUCCCAUAGUUAAUAAUGUCUAAGGAUCUUGAUCCUGGUUUUCCCACCGGCGACUACUUCGAUCAUCCUCCGGCUCCCUUCUUCGACUCUGAAGAGCUCUUGCGGUGGUCCUUUUAUAGGGCUGUUAUUGCCGAGUUCAUUGCUACUCUUUUGUUUUUGUAUGUUGGAGUUCUUACUGUGAUCGGAAGCCAAAGUCAGGAUUCUGCCGCGGUAUGCGGCGGCGUUGGUGUUCAAGGUAUUGCUUGGGCGUUCGGCGGCACCAUCUUUGUUCUCGUUUACUGCACCGCCGGCAUUUCUGGAGGACAUAUAAAUCCAGCGGUAACAUUUGGUCUGUUCUUGGGUCGGAAAGUUUCAUUGGUUAGGGCUGUGUUGUACAUAAUGGCUCAGUGUUUAGGAGCCAUUUGUGGGUGUGGUCUAGUGAAAUCAUUAAAGAAGGCUAAUUUCAAUGCCUUUAGCGGUGGAGCCACCGAACUCGCCGACGGCUUUAGCCCUAGUGCUGGUCUUGCUGCUGAGAUCAUCGGAACCUUUGUUCUUGUAUACACUGUCUUCUCUGCUACCGAUCCCAAGAGAAAAGCUAGAGAUUCCCACGUUCCCGUUCUAGCGCCGCUCCCAAUUGGGUUUGCGGUGUUCGUGGUGAAUUUAGCGACGAUUCCGGUGACCGGCGCCGGCAUUAACCCAGCUCGAAGCUUCGGCUCAGCAGUGAUGUUCAACAACCACAAAGCUUGGGAUAACCAUUGGAUAUUCUGGGUUGGACCUUUCAUUGGAGCUGCAAUGGCUGCAACUUACCAUGAAUUUGUUUUGAGAGGAGGAGCAGCUAAGACCUUGAAAUCCUUCAAAACUUCCUCAGUUUAAUAAUUCUUCUUCCUUACACUUCAUGCAAAAUCCCCACUCUAACUUCCUUUUUCUUUUCCAAUGAAACAAAUAAUCUACCUCUCAUCUGAAAAUUUAGAAGAAGCAAUCUUUUGUAAUUGGGUAAUCUCUUUAAUUGCAAUCAAAAAAACCCUUUGAAAUUUGAAUGACCAAGUAUUAUUAAUAGGUUAAAAAAUCACUUCCAUGUCCCGAAACCUUUGUAGAUUAGUAACCAUUAAUGUGUGAGGAAUUGAGAGCUAAGUUUUCAAUAUUAUUCAGCUUAAGAUUGAGAA